CGGCUAGCCCGUGCCGGUCACAUCCGUUCCCGCUGCCCGGAGGCGUCUUCGCCGCAGCCUCCGGUUCCGGGCGGAGACGGACCUGGGUCACUCCGUCUCCGGUCUCGGGCACGUCCGUCCGGUCACUUCACCCCCGGGGCCUCUGAGGAGGCGGAACUACUUUGUCAGGAGUCUUGGUUUGCAAGGAGACGUCGUGGUCGGAUUGACAGCGGUGGGGAGGUAGGCGGGACUUCCGGCUGGCUCUUCCGUCAGCUGCCUUCUCCGGGCGUCUCCCCGCAACCUCCUCAGCUUCCCUCGUCAGUGACACGGCGCCGGGCAGAAAUCGACCGGACCGGGCUGGGGGAGCGCGAGCUGCAGUUAAAAGAAGAUGGAUGCGCAGUGUUCACCCAAAGUCAAUGCCAGGAAGAGGAGAAAAGAGGCGCCCGGACCCAAUGGGGCAGCAGAGGAAGACGGGAUUCCUUCCAAAGUGCAGCGCUGUGCAGUUGGCUUGCGGCAACCAGCUCCUUUUUCUGAUGAAAUUGAAGUUGACUUUAGUAAGCCCUAUGUCAGGGUAACUAUGGAAGAAGCCAGUAGAGGAACUCCUUGUGAGCGGCCCGUGAGAGUUUAUGCCGAUGGAAUAUUUGACUUAUUUCACUCUGGUCAUGCCCGAGCUCUGAUGCAAGCAAAGAACCUUUUCCCUAAUACAUACCUCAUCGUGGGAGUUUGCAGUGAUGAGCUAACGCACAACUUCAAGGGCUUCACGGUGAUGAAUGAGAAUGAGCGCUACGAUGCAGUACAGCACUGCCGCUAUGUGGAUGAGGUAGUGAGGAAUGCGCCCUGGACCCUCACACCUGAGUUCCUGGCAGAACACCGGAUUGAUUUUGUAGCCCACGAUGACAUCCCUUAUUCAUCUGCUGGCAGCGAUGAUGUCUAUAAGCACAUCAAGGAAGCAGGCAUGUUUGCUCCAACACAGAGGACAGAAGGCAUCUCCACAUCAGACAUCAUCACCCGAAUUGUGCGGGACUACGAUGUGUAUGCGCGGCGGAACCUGCAGCGGGGCUACACAGCGAAGGAGCUCAACGUCAGCUUCAUCAACGAGAAGAAAUACCACUUGCAGGAGAGGGUUGAUAAAGUAAAGAAGAAAGUGAAAGAUGUGGAGGAAAAGUCAAAAGAAUUUGUUCAGAAGGUGGAGGAAAAAAGCAUUGACCUCAUUCAGAAAUGGGAGGAGAAGUCCCGAGAAUUCAUCGGAAGUUUUCUGGAAAUGUUUGGUCCAGAAGGAGCACUGAAACAUAUGCUGAAAGAGGGGAAAGGCCGGAUGCUCCAGGCCAUCAGUCCAAAGCAGAGUCCCAGCAGCAGCCCUGCUCGUGAACGCUCCCCCUCCCCCUCUUUCCGAUGGCCCUUCUCUGGCAAGACUUCCCCACCUUGCUCCCCAGCAAAUCUCUCCAGGCGCAAGGUGGCAGCCUAUGAUAUCAGUGAGGAUGAAGAAGACUAAUUUUUCCUCCCUCCUUUCCUCUCCUCUCCCCAUGUCCCAUUACCUUCAGAAACUCUCUGUUGAAUUCCAAAUUGUGACCCCAACACUAAACCUAAGGACAGCUACAAAGGAAAGACAACUGAGGCAAGAGGACCUAGGACUGGGGGAACCGAAACAGCCUAUCCUCCAGGAGACCUCAGUCACCCCACCAAGGAGGUGGACUGCACCCUAGAAGCCUGCUCUGCAUCCAUUCACCCUCCCCAGGGUAUGUUCACGUUCAUGCUAUGUUCACGUGAUCUCGACAGGGAAAUUGUCAUUUUUAUUAAUUUUUAAAAUUAGUCUUUCAAAUGUAGAACUAAUUUUUUGCCCCUGAGGAGUGGGCAGAAGAAGGAGGCAGUGUAAUCCACAGAGGCCUUUUCUUCCUGGUCCACUAUAGCAUUUGCCUUCUGUUCUGAAGCAAAGUGGCUUGCCAAGUCCUUCCCGAAAUGAGCCGUGCUGAUGUGUAAUCUGUGGAGAAAUAUCCUAGUUUUGAUUUCCUUAAGGAAAGGCUAAAAGCCGAAUUACAGUCACAAAUCCCCUCAAUGUGCUGCUGUCACCAGUGCCACUGUGGCUGUGGGAAGAAGGAGAUCUGAGCCUCACUUUUCUUACUCCCUGAGGAGUUUCUUGUUGGACCCAAUGGGGUCCAUGAAGACACUGAUGGGGAUGGAACCAGACCCAUGGCAUCAACUGCAGUGUUUCUGCUGUGUUCAUCUUCUCAGAAAAUUCUGUUGCCCAGUUCUUUGGGAGCUUUCGUCAGUCUCUUUCCUGCCAUCUACCUUUGAAGGAAGGAACACUUUUAGGGUGACUGAUAAGGAGCGGAGCGGCACAAUACUCAGCCCUAUACCGAGUCUGUUGAGAGAGUUUCCUACUGGGAGUAAGUGCCUGGCCCUGCUACUCCUAUUUGAAUGCUAUUAAUAUUGCCUAGCCUUUUAGAAAGG
Cebus imitator (Panamanian white-faced capuchin) is the source of this 2427-nucleotide messenger RNA. RefSeq names its product phosphate cytidylyltransferase 1, choline, alpha (gene PCYT1A). Gene Ontology annotation, biological process: CDP-choline pathway. Gene Ontology annotation, molecular function: choline-phosphate cytidylyltransferase activity; phosphatidylcholine binding. The transcript is spliced from 9 exons. NCBI's taxonomy places the organism in Eukaryota, Metazoa, Chordata, Mammalia, Primates, Cebidae. The coding region runs from base 368 to 1471 and encodes 367 amino acids. The record is from RefSeq and is a predicted model, not a curated record. Gene Ontology annotation, cellular component: endoplasmic reticulum.